This is a messenger RNA of Numida meleagris (helmeted guineafowl), 2727 nucleotides long. It is a transcript of the gene MGAT5B, whose product is annotated as mannosyl (alpha-1,6-)-glycoprotein beta-1,6-N-acetyl-glucosaminyltransferase, isozyme B. The record is from RefSeq and is a predicted model, not a curated record. Gene Ontology annotation, cellular component: Golgi apparatus. Gene Ontology annotation, molecular function: alpha-1,6-mannosylglycoprotein 6-beta-N-acetylglucosaminyltransferase activity. Gene Ontology annotation, biological process: protein N-linked glycosylation. The coding region runs from base 1 to 2388 and encodes 795 amino acids. Lineage: Eukaryota; Metazoa; Chordata; Aves; Galliformes; Numididae. The transcript has 18 exons.
AUGAUCACAGUCAACGCGGAUGGCAAGAUAAUGGUCAGGAGAUGUCUCGUCACCUUGAGACCCUUUAGGAUAUUCGUACUGGGCAUUGGAUUUUUCACCCUGUGCUUCUUAAUGACGUCGCUGGGAGGGCAGUUCUCAGCCAAGCGCCUGGGGGACUCGCCCUUCACCAUCCGAACUGAAGUGAUGGGCGCGCUGGAGUCCCGAGGGGUGCUGCGGCGGAUGAGCGACAUGCUGGAGCUGCUGAUGAAGAGGAUGGACAUCCUGGCCAGGCUGGAGAACGGCACUGAUUUCCACAAAGGGGACGAGGCACGCUUCCCUCUGGACAGGUUCCAGCCAGCGGCCGGUUUGAUGGAGAGGAUCCAAGCUAUAGCUCAAAACGUCUCAGACAUUGCAAUAAAAGUAGACCAGAUUCUUCGGAACAGCCUCAUGAAUGCAAAAAUGGGGGAUGGCAGGAGGGACCAGUGCGAGGUGCCCAGGGACCCCAAGUACCCUGACUGCGCUGGGAAGGUGGAGUGGAUGAGGGCCAGGUGGACUUCUGACCCCUGCUAUGCAUUUUUUGGCGUGGAUGGCACCGAGUGCUCCUUCCUCAUCUACCUCAGUGAAGUCGAGUGGUUCUGCCCUCCCCUGCCCUGGAGGAACCAGACGGCCGCGCCGUCCCCUCCGCCGCCGCCCCGCGCCCAGGCAGCUUUCCGCAGCGACCUGGCGCCAUUGCUGGAGCUGGUGGGUACGGGCAAGGAGUCCCUCAGCUUCAUGAAGAAGAGGAUCCGGCACCUGGCCCAGCAGUGGCUGCGGGCGGCCCGGCGCCUCGAACAGAAACUGAAGGGGCGGCAGGGGGACCAGAAACACAUCCUGAUUCACAUCGGCUUCCUGACGGAGGAAUCAGGGGACGUCUUCAGCCCACGGGUGCUGAAGGGGGGACCCCUGGGCGAGAUGGUGCAGUGGGCCGACAUCCUGGCUGCCCUUUUCCUGCUGGGACACAGCCUGAAGGUGACAGUCUCACUCAAGGAGCUGCAGAGCAAUUUAGGGGUGCCUCCAGGACGGGGAAACUGCCCCUUGACGAACCCUUUGCCUUUUGACUUGAUCUACACCGACUACCACGGCCUCCAGCAGAUGAAGCAGCACAUGGGGCUCUCCUUUAAGAAAUACAGGUGUCGCGUCCGUGUCAUCGAUACCUUCGGGACGGAGCCAGCCUACAACCACGAGGAGUAUGCCACGCUGCGCGGCUUCCGCACCAACUGGGGCUACUGGAACCUGCACCCCUCCCAGUUCAUGACCAUGUUCCCGCACACCCCGGACAAUUCCUUCAUGGGCUUCGUGUCGGAGGAGCUCAACCAGACUGAGCGGCAGCGCAUCAAGUCCAACAAAGUGGGCAGCAUGGCGGUGGUGUACGGGAAGGAGGCCAGCAUCUGGAAGCUGCAGGGCAAGGAGAAAUUCCUGGCUAUCCUCAACAAGUACAUGGAGAUCCACGGCACCGUGUACUACGAGACGCAGCGGCCGCCGGAGGUGCCGGCCUUUGUCAAGAACCACGGGCUGCUGCCACAGCACGAGUUCCAGCAGCUGCUGAGGAAGGCAAAGCUCUUCAUCGGCUUUGGGUUCCCCUACGAGGGUCCAGCCCCACUGGAGGCCAUUGCCAACGGCUGCGUGUUCCUGCAGGCGCGUUUCAACCCCCCCCACAGCUCCCUCAACCACGAGUUCUUCCGCGGGAAGCCCACCUCCAGAGAGGUGUCCUCCCAGCACCCGUAUGCCGAGGACUUCAUCGGGAAGCCACACGUGUGGACUGUCGACUACAAUAACUCCGAGGAGUUUGAAGCUGCUAUCAAAACAAUCAUGAGGACCCAGGUGGACCCUUACCUGCCUUACGAGUACACCUGCGAGGGGAUGCUGGAGCGGAUCCACGCCUACAUUCAGCACCAGGAUUUCUGCACCACGCUGCCCCCUCCUCCGCCUGCCAAGGCCCAGAGCCCCGCUAUGCAAAGUCCUCCAAGCCCGCUGGCCCUGUCUCCCAAUGCCACCCACCUGGUGUGGUCCCCCAGUGCCCGCCGGGACCCCCGCUCCUGGCCGCCAGCAGACUCACUGCAGGUGUGGCUGUCGGAGGGGCGGCAUGCCUGCACCGAGACGUGCCGCCGGCGGGGGCUGGUGUGCGAGCCCACCUUCUUCAGGUUCCUCAACAAGAAGGAAGUGUUCCUGCAGCUCAGCAUCACCUGCGACAGCACCGAGUACGAGAUGAACCACCUCUACCCGGCAGUGGCAGAGAACGUUCACGAGUGCUACCUCCAGAAGGAGCCGCUGCUCUUCAGCUGCGCGGGGCACAACACCAAGUACCGGCGCCUCUGCCCCUGCCGCGAUUACCGCGAGGGCCAGGUGGCCCUGUGCAGGGACUGCUUGUGACUCGGGCCCCGCGGCGGUGACACACCACGUGCCGCCGGUGGCUUUAUCUCAAAGCUCGUGCAAUAGCUGGGGAGGCAGGACGGGACGCGUGCCGAGCCAGGGGUGCUGGGCUGCCAACGGCCACGUCCCGAUGCUCGGUUCCAUUUCCCUCUUGAGGCGCAUCGUCCGUCCGCAUCCGAACCCACCUGGACCGCGUUGGCGCUGGGAUGGGGGUGGCGGGGAGAGGGAGCUGGAGGGGGUCACCCUUCCCCUCUUCCGUCCAUGGGAUGAGCCACCAGCAGACUGCAGUUUCAGGGUUUUCAUUCUCUUGAAGCAUCCGAGGUUGUUUUAUUUAUUUAU